This is a messenger RNA of Thlaspi arvense, 1248 nucleotides long. The record is from the annotation of a GenBank genome assembly. NCBI's taxonomy places the organism in Eukaryota, Viridiplantae, Streptophyta, Magnoliopsida, Brassicales, Brassicaceae.
AUGGCAAAACAAACACUCCUCUACUGUUCUCUAUUAGCCAUCUUCAUCUUCAUGGCUCCCUCUUCUUCAGCUCACCAGAAAACCCUAACCGUCGAGCUAAUCCACCGCGACUCUCCCCGUUCUCCACUUUUCAACCCUCUCCACAUCGUCUCCGACCGUCUCAACGCCGCUUUCCUCCGCUCAAUCUCCCGUUCCCAACAUUUCUCAACCAAAACCGAUAUCCUAUCCGGUUUAGUCGGAAACGAUGGCGAAUACUUCAUGGCCAUGUCAAUCGGUACUCCACCGCUUAAAGUCAUGGCCCUCGCCGAUACAGGAAGUGAUCUAACUUGGAUCCAAUGCAAACCAUGUCAACGAUGUUACGAACAAGACGGUCCAAUCUUCGACAGGAACCAGUCUUCGACGUACAAAACCGAACCAUGCGUUUCCAAAGCCUGCCAGGAGUUAUCCAUAUUCAAAGAUGGAUGCGACCAAUCUAGAAACAUCUGCAAAUACCAAUACUCUUAUGGAGGCGGAUCGUCCACCAAAGGAGACGUUGCAACCGAAACAUUAUCUAUUGGUUCUUCCUCUCUUUCUUUCCCCGGUACAAUCAUCGGUUGCAGUUACAACAACGUCGGUACGUUCGAACAAGCCGGAUCUGGAAUCAUCGGACUCGGAGGAGGUCCCUUGUCGUUAAUUUCCCAGCUCGGUUCUUCGAUAGGGAAGAAGUUCUCGUAUUGCUUGUCAUACCCGUCAUCUACAUCAAAUGGCACAAACGUCCUAAACUUAGGAACCAACUCGAUACCUUCUAACCCAAGCAAAGCAAUCACCGUCGGCAAAACCAAUCUUCCGUACACCGGAGGAGGAGGAAGAUCCGGUGUAAACGACGCUGGGAACAUCAUAGUCGAUUCCGGAACUACAUUUACGAUGAUCGAUUCCAGUUUUUACGACGAUUUUGUUACGGCGGUGGAGAAAUCAGCGACCGGAGUUAAACGUGUGAGUGAUCCACAGGGGCUAUUACCUUACUGUUUCAAAUCCGUAGACAAAACGGCCACUGUGCCGGAGAUAACAAUGCAUUUCAAGGAUGCAGACGUGAAGCUGAACUUAGGCAACGCGUACGUGAAAACGAGUGCAGAUACGGUGUGCUUGACUAUCGUUCCGGCAACUGGAGUCGCUAUCUAUGGGAAUAUGAUUCAGAUGGGUUUCCGUGUCGGGUUUAACUUGGAGACUAAAACGGUGUCAUUUCAGCCCAUGGAUUCGUGUCGGGUUUAA